AUGGAGUCUGAGACAAUACUGCUUUUAGGGGCAACAGGUGGUUCGGGCCUUGCCUUCAUCGAAGAAGCCCUCAACCUUCCCAAGCCACCCCAUCUAGUACUUUACGUCCGCACUCCUUCUAAAAUUCCAUCCGAUAUUGCUAAAAACACAAAUGUAUCCCUCGUCAACGGAGACCUCACAGACUUUGACGUCCUCACAUCCGCCAUGAAAGUCCAUUCCAUCACAACAGUCAUCUCUUUCCUCGGCGCAUACGUCUCUUUCUCCGCUAUGCUCACCCGCCGCACCGACACGCCAAUUGCGGACUCUUUCCCAACGAUUAUCCGGGCUAUGGAAGCCAACGGAGUCAAACGUAUACUCGCCCUAUCGACGGCCUCAUACUGGGUUGAGGAACGAGACGUCGCGACGUGGACGAUGUCGAUUUGUGGGACUAUGCCGAAGCUCUUUGUUCCACAGGGUGAUGCGGAGAUGGUUCAGAUUGCUAAAAAAGUGAGCGAAAGCAGCGCGGAUCUAGAUUGGACCAUCUUUCGUGUUCCACAUCUGACGGAUGGUUCUGCGGAUCUUCCUGACCGAAUCACAAAGGUGGUUUAA
Molecule: messenger RNA, 588 nt
Organism: Penicillium atrosanguineum
Lineage: Eukaryota; Fungi; Ascomycota; Eurotiomycetes; Eurotiales; Aspergillaceae
Product: NAD(P)-dependent oxidoreductase
Exons: 3
Coding region: 1-588 (195 amino acids)
Source: RefSeq, a predicted model, not a curated record